CAUCACACACUUUACCCUUCUUCCUCAAAGAGAAGCCAAAAGCAACUCACCACUUUUCUCUCUCUCCCAUCUCUUUCAACCUUCAAUUCCUCUCUGCACUGCCAAACUGGACAAGAAAGAUCUCAUUCCAAAGGAGCCAAUAAGCCUCACUACUCACAAACAAAACCCUCGCAAUUCUCACACUAACCCAUCAUUUUCAAGCUAACAAAAAAAAAAAAACCAUUCACUCUUUUCAGUUUUACUUAUAAAUCUCACUCUCUCUCUCUCUCUCUAUGACUCCGUCACUGGAAACACAGAGGAGUUUCUCUAUGAAAUCAAAGGCGGCACACGUCCAUAACGGAAACGGUUACGCCAGCGAGACUUGCGCCGGAAGAUGCGGCGGCGGGAGCAGCAGCGGGAGCUCGCCGAGUCCGCCGCCGUCGCCGCGGCGGAAGACGACGCAAUGCAGGAGGAGAAUGCGGCCGGUGAAGGACUUGGCGGAGACGCGGCGGCUUGCCGCCGGGAUCAUGGCGCGGCGGAGCCUCAGGUACUUCUUCCUGCUUCCGGUAGUGUACAUCUUCGGUCUCCUCAUGUGCGUCGGCCCCUUCCCCUUCCCGUUGUUCUCUCACGCGCCUCUUCCUGGUUCCCGUUACCGCAGCCAUGAGGUUUUCCACAAGCUCUGGCAUGAUAUUGAGUCUGAUAAUUCCUCUGCCAUUCAGUUAUCUUCUGUGUGGAAGUACAAGAGGAAGUUGAGAGAGCAGAAGCCAUGUCCGAAUUUGACUGCAUUGUAUCAUGAACAUAUCGUUUCCCCUGGCCUGAAUGGUUUUUUAAUUGUGGAGGCCAAUGGUGGUCUUAACCAGCAACGCUCCGCGAUUUGCAAUGCUGUGGCUGUUGCUGGACUCCUGAACGCAAUACUGGUUAUACCUCACUUUGAAUUCCACAGUGUGUGGAAAGACCCAAGUGAAUUCGGGGAUAUAUAUGAUGAGGAUCAUUUUAUAUCCACACUUGAUGGUUAUGUGAAGGUGGUAAAAGAACUGCCUGAGGCACUAAUGGAGAGGCAUAAUUACAAUAUGAGUAAUAUAACUAACAUCAAAGUUCAAGCUUGGGCUCCUGUCAGUUAUUACCUGGGAGUUGUUUAUCCUAUCUUGCAAAAGGAAGGGGUUAUUCGAAUAGCUCCAUUUGCCAACCGUUUGGCCAUGAGUGUCCCUCCACAUAUUCAAUUUCUAAGAUGUCUUACUAAUUAUAGAGCAUUGAGGUUUUCUCCUUCAAUAUCCUCAUUAGCUGAGAAACUGGUUUACCGAAUGACUGAGAAGAGCUCAAGGACAGAUGGAAAAUAUAUUGCUGUGCAUCUUCGCUUUGAGGAGGACAUGAUAGCAUUCUCCUGUUGUGUAUAUGAUGGAGGAAAGGCAGAGAAGUCAGAAAUGGAUUCGGCUCGGGAAAAGGGGUGGAGGGGAAAAUUUAAAAGAAAAGAUCGUAUUAUUGUUCCUGACCUCAAUCGAGUCAAUGGAAAAUGCCCAUUAACCCCUCUGGAGGUUGGUAUGAUGCUACGUGGCCUGGGGUUCGACAAUAAUACUUCAAUAUAUUUAGCUUCUGGGAAAAUAUAUCAUGCAGAGAGAUAUUUAGCUCCUUUGUUAAAGAUGUUUCCCAAUCUGUAUACAAAGGAGUCUCUUGCAACAUCAGAUGAGCUUGCUCCUUUUAUGGGCUAUUCCUCCCAAUUGGCAGCACUGGACUAUACUGCAUCCUUGUUUAGUGAGGUUUUUGUUACCACUCAGGGUGGUAACUUCCCUCAUUUUCUGAUGGGUCAUAGAAGAUUCCUCUAUGAUGGACAUGCCAAGACCAUUAUUCCGGAUAAACGGAAGCUUGUUGUUCUUUUCGAGGACAUGAGUAUCAGUUGGAAAGCUUUCAAGGAUCAGAUGGAAAACAUGCUCACAGAAAGUGACCGCAAAGGAAUCAUGGUCCCUAGAGUUAGAAAAAUCAACAGAAAAACUUCUGUCUACACUUACCCUCUACCAGAAUGUAGGUGCCUACAGCAGUCUCAUUCCCAUCAAAUUGACCUAAACCUAGACAUUCCUGAGACACAGCAGAACAAAAGCUUAAAUGGACGACUUGCUUCAUUUGUUCCAAAAUUUCUGCCACAGCCAUCAGAUUUAUAUUAUUUCCAAUUCCAUGGUUUCGGGGGUGCAAUCAACUUCCAGUUCUACAGCUUUUUGAAGUUGUUUUUCUCAUUUUGUCAAGAUGGGAGCAUUUCAGUUCUGAUAAUACAAGAGAUUUCACCUUGUGAUUGGCUGCUGCGACUGCUUGAAGAUUUUGUGUGCACAUACUUAUUUCACUCAGCGGGACAGUUUUCUAGCGUCCUAUGUAAAAGUUGGAGUUGGAACAUGGUUUCAAGGAAAGGAUUGAGGAUGCUUGCAAAUGAGUUGUCACCAUCUCUAAUGCAUGUUUGGAUAGAAGCUAUAACUUCAAGCUUCAACUGAAUCCACGUCUACGUCCUUCCUGAUAUGGUUCCAAACAAGUACAUAGUAGAACUUAAAAAGAGUCAAUUAUAGAGUUGUAUUUUUAUUUUCCUUUUC
Lotus japonicus is the source of this 2549-nucleotide messenger RNA. RefSeq names its product O-fucosyltransferase 10-like. Lineage: Eukaryota; Viridiplantae; Streptophyta; Magnoliopsida; Fabales; Fabaceae. The record is from RefSeq and is a predicted model, not a curated record.